ACUUGUAUUUCGGUUGCACAGACCCAGGCGCUUCCUGUUGCGUUUGAGAGUUUUCGCUGGCUUGUUGAACAGGUUUGGUCAUGUUUCGGAGUGCUUUGGUUCGGCUGGUGACAAAUACAGUCGGUGUUCACCGCAGUGCGAAGUGUGCUCCUUUAGCAGCUGCCUCCGUGUCCGCGCGGAGCUUUGCGGACGUGAAGGACGAAGUGACGCCGCCUUUUGACGCCGAGCUGCUGCACUUCCUGGUGUGUCCGCUGUCCAAGAAGCCGCUGAGGUACGAGGCGAAGACCAAUGAGCUGAUCAACGAGGAGCUUGGCAUCGCAUACCCCAUCAUUGAUGGCAUCCCCAACAUGAUCCCUCAGGAAGCCAGACUCCUUCACAAAGACACAGAUACCUCAGCCACACCCACUCAAGGAUAGAAAC
This is a messenger RNA of Thunnus maccoyii (southern bluefin tuna), 420 nucleotides long. RefSeq names its product protein preY, mitochondrial-like. The transcript has 2 exons. The coding region runs from base 81 to 416 and encodes 111 amino acids. NCBI's taxonomy places the organism in Eukaryota, Metazoa, Chordata, Actinopteri, Scombriformes, Scombridae. The record is from RefSeq and is a predicted model, not a curated record.